Messenger RNA from Sesamum indicum (sesame), 1496 nucleotides. RefSeq lists its product as uncharacterized. The record is from RefSeq and is a predicted model, not a curated record. Lineage: Eukaryota; Viridiplantae; Streptophyta; Magnoliopsida; Lamiales; Pedaliaceae.
CUUGCACGUUUCCAUCUAUAUCCUCGACUGAGCUAUCAAGAAAUGUCUGAGAAAUUACCUACGAACUCAGUCAUACAGUGUCUAUCUAUUUCGUUGAGCAAAGAAAUCCUGGGGGAUAAGGUUUUGAGUUUGAGGAGAAGAUGUACGUCACUAGGCCUCUUUCUCAGCUGCUAAAAUUCCCCGAAUCUCUUGCAGCGCCUCCUGAGGGUCCGAAUUCUGGAUUCCUGGUAAUCCAGGAUCAAGAAUCCGAGACAUACUCGUGUUUCGGGUGCUGCAAGAACCGGACCCUUAAGGAUUUGCCUUUCCCUCAGAACAAGGAGUUGACUGUCAAAUACACAACAAGCUCAGGAGAUAGCACCCAUGUUUCCCUCGAUCCAGUUUUCUUAAUCCCCGUUCUCAAUCAGCCAUUGUCGUCUAAUCGCUACUACGCUAUUGUUCCACACCGGAAGCACAAAGGGGAAGCAUUCACCUGCUCCAGGGAAGAAGAUAAGGCCACCUGCUGUUUCUGUCGUUGCGUUAAAGACGUAAAACCAAGGCUGUUAGACCCUCACAAUAUAUAUCAGCAACUUGAGAUAGUUCCAUACGAAGCACUCUGCAGCACAAGGGGGAGCUUCUUUGCCAAAUCUGUAGCACCAGAUGGUUUCCCCCCUUACUUCUUCCGACGAAAAGGGUGGACGAUCUACACCAAGACUCCUGACAAUUUCAGUCUAGAUACAGCACAAGGGCUCGACUUCAACCUUCGUGCUCGUUGUCCAGGAUUUGACUUCCCUCCAUCACAAGAAAGUUCAGAAACGUUAGUCGUGGGAAAAUGGUAUUGUCCCUUCAUGUUUGUCAAGGAGGGAACGGUAAGAGAUCAGGUGAAAAGAUCAAUGUACUAUGAGAUGACAAUGGAGCAAAGAUGGGAGCGGAUUUUCGCUUGUCAGAAGAAUACUUAUGGCAAUCAGGGGAAUUCUGUGGUGAUUGAUGCUUUAGUCGAUAACGAAGAAGUGUUUGUUGGUGGGAGCAAAGCUGUGUGGAACGAAAGAAGUGCGCAAGAUGGGGUGAUCUGGUUUACGAGCUAUGGACUGGGGGGAGAGCAAAUGAGUGUGGGAUUGAGAGUUGAAGUAAUCGAAAGAAUGAAGUGGGAGCAAGCCAGAGGUGGUUGGGUGGGCGGGGGAGAAAGGCAAGCAAGGAUUAAUAAAGUUGAGGAAUUGAAAGAAGGCGCUGAAUGGAGUGAGUUUGGAUGCUAUGUUUUGGUUGAGAGGUUCAAUAUGAAGAGAAUAGAUGGAAGUUUGUUAUUGUCUUACGAUUUUAAACACUUUCAUCAGAUGAAGACCAAAUGGGGAUAGAUCAAUGCUUAGUUUUGUUUCUUAUAAGCUUUUGCCUGUUUGUAUGUGGAGUUUUGCUUUGUCGUGUUGGUUUUUUUUUUCUCUUCCUAAGUUUGAUGAUUAUGUAAUUGAGUGAAUCAGUUUUCAUUUGACAUAAACAAAGUAUAUGUUUUAAUGUUUUACAGACUC